Messenger RNA from Lucilia cuprina (Australian sheep blowfly), 3135 nucleotides. RefSeq names its product rho GTPase-activating protein 92B (gene RhoGAP92B). Gene Ontology annotation, molecular function: GTPase activator activity. Lineage: Eukaryota; Metazoa; Arthropoda; Insecta; Diptera; Calliphoridae. The transcript has 5 exons. Gene Ontology annotation, cellular component: intracellular anatomical structure. Gene Ontology annotation, biological process: regulation of actin cytoskeleton organization; regulation of Rac protein signal transduction; positive regulation of GTPase activity. The record is from RefSeq and is a predicted model, not a curated record. The coding region runs from base 225 to 2741 and encodes 838 amino acids.
UGCAUUUUUAUACGUUCGUCUUGUAUUAUCAAAGAAUGACUAAUUUUCGUGAGUGUGUUUUUGUUUAACAAAAAAAUUAAUUUAAAAAAAAAUAUAAUAAAAAUUAUUAAUAAUUUUAUGGAAUAUUUAAAGAAAUAAAAAAGAAUUUAAAAAAAGUGCAAGAAAAAAAAUAGAUUACAUAAAUUAAAGAAACAAGUUUUUGUGUGUUUUAAGAAGGAUUCAAUAUGAAAAAACAAUUUACCAAAAUUAAAAUAGCAGCUGAAAAUCUUUCAAGAUCUAAUAAGCCAGAUCGCAAGGAUUUUGAAUUAGAAACCAUCGAAAAACAAGUGGAAAAAUAUCGCGAUGUCUUGGAUAAAAUGGUGCGAAAAUUGCCUACUGUGCCCAACAGUAGCAGCAGCGGCGGUUCAGCCGACUUACAAGAACGCGAUAAACGCAUUAAAAAACAAACACACUAUAAAAUUGGCCAAGCCCUCGAAGAGUCAUCAAAGGAAUUAUCAAAAGAUAUGCCUUUGCAUCAUGUUUUAGUAAAUUGUGUACGGGAUACAUUACGUUUUAAGGUUGAGAUCUCUUGUAUUUCAUUGUCUAAAAUUAAUUUAAGACGCCGCACCACUUCGCAUUCUGUUUCCAAUUCACUGUCAACAAUACACUCAGCAAUUGACUUUUCAAGUUCGCCUAUUAUGAUGGAAGAAAGAGCUGCCAUACGUUUAGAUGAGCCACAGGCGAAAAUCAAUCACAUUAAAGAUCAACAGGAACAAUGUGAGAUUAAAUUGGAAAAAGAGCGUGACUCAUGGGCUGCUCAAAUGUUUGAAUUGAUCGCCAAAGAGGAUGUCAUUGUUCAAUGCAUACGAGAUUAUGUACUCAACCAAAGAAACUAUCAUGAGCGUGCUUUACAAAAGGUCAACACAUCUUUGGCCAAUAUACAAGAUAUAAUACAAUCCACAGUGAAGUCACGUUUUGGCACUUCGCUAACGGAUCACUUGGAUUCUACAAAUCGUGAAAUAUCUUAUAUUAUAGAGUUAUGUGUCUGCUGUUUGGUGGAGAAUGGUUUAAGCGAGGAGGGCUUAUUACGUGUGGGUUGUGCCAGUACUAAAUUGAGACGCAUGAAACAUGCUUUAGAGGCACAGUAUGUUAAGACUCCUCUGCCUUUGGAUUAUCAAGAUCCUCAUGUUAUAGGUUCUAUUUUAAAGUUAUAUUUGCGGGAAUUACCUGAACCUUUAUUGACCUUUAAGUGCUAUAAAGAUUUUCUUAAAGCGGUUGAAAAACACUCAGAGGAAGAACGUAAAAUUGAGAUUAAAAAUACUUUGGCCAAACUGCCCACUUCAAAUUAUUUAAAUUUACGUUAUUUAACAAAAUUCCUAUGGUUGGUUACCCAAAAUGUCGAUUGCAAUAAAAUGUCUUCACACAAUUUGGCCAUAGUCAUGUCACCGAAUAUGUUAUGGCCUCGUGUUGAUAAAAACAAUCCAGCCGAUUAUAUGGGUCAGGUGAAUAGUUCAUCGGCUGUUAAUAUCAUUGUAGAGCUGUUGAUAAGUCAAUGGGAUUAUUUCUUUGAGGGUGAGGUGGAUUUCUUUGUCACUUUACAGCGUGGCAAACUGUUUGUGGAGGAUAAAAGUAAAUCGAAUUCUUCGAAUGAGAAUUUAGAUCGUCAUGAUAUAGACCUCUCUGAUAGUCCCCGCUAUGGCACCAUAAGACGUCAAAAGCCCUGUGCUCCUUCACCACCUGCAAAACCACAAAAUAUUGUAGUUAGCUCUGAUCCUAAUGGUUCAACUGCAAAUGAAACUACUAAAAACAAUGGAGAACUACAGCAUAAUAAUCACCAAAGAGCUAAAGAACUAUUUCCCUCAAACAAUAUAAACACCACACAAGCGGUAACUAAUAAUAACAACAAUAGUAGCUCGGCUGAAAAACCUGAAAUUCCUCCCUUACCCAAACAACUGCUCCUUCAACAACAACAACAGCAACAGCAACAAACGAAUCAAAACGAAACAAAUACAACGAUCACAACUAAUACAACACAUCCUCCCAUUUCCGCCAAACCUGUACCCAUGACACGUACACAAUUUUUCGGUUUAGAUAAUUUACCCUCACCCACUGCUGAUCGCAAGAGUAAUGAUAGUGUUAGUUCUCUAAACUUUAAACCAGAUCUCCCACAAAAACCAAAAAUACCCAAACGACCCAUGGUUUUAGGUUUAUCAACAACAACUGCCGGCGGCAAUGGUUCCGGUAUAAAUAAUAAAAGUGAUGAGGAAUCUACUCCCACUAAUAACAGUCAAAAUACCAGUGAUUGCUGUACAGCUACAAAUGGUUCAUUACGUGGUCAUAAAACUGCCGAACAAUUGGUACAAGAACAUUGUGAUAAUGUUACCGCUUUACAGGCCAAUAUUGGCAGCAGUAAUACCUCGAUACCCUCAGCUAUACUUAAAGAAACCAAUCAUAAUAAUCAUUUAAAUCUACAGACAACUACUGCAACAACAACAACAACUGCAAAUCAUAAUACUAAUAAUCAGGGCAAUUUAGAAGUGAAUGCUAAUGCUAUGACUGCACCGCCUCCUGUCAUACCUCCUCCUCCGGCUGUAACAGUGGCAAAAGUUAUGACAACUAAUACUAACACCACAGAUAAACCAAUAGAGAUACGCUUGACCACCCCCACAACUCCGGUAUCGCCUAAUAUGAUUAUGACACCUAAACGACCUACAGUGCCUGCUCCACCCCCGCCUACAAGUGCGAAAAAACUAAGUGAAUGAUUUCAUUUACAAAAAUGAAAUGUUGAGUUUUGAAUGCUGGUUUAAAGCGUGUUUGUUAGUUAAGUUUUGGGCAUGUGUGUGUGUGUGUGCUUAUGUGCUUGUUUAGCACAAAGUUGAUUUUUUUGAAUUUUAAUUUAGGUUUGAGAAAAAAAGCAGGAUUUGUUAAGAAAUUAAUGAAAUAGAAAGAGAUUGAACCUCGAAAGGUUGAGGUUUUAUUAAAAAAGUGCUUUUGUACAAAAUUUUCCAGAGAAAGUUCAUUUAGUAUGUUAUCGAUGAAUUUUCUAAGAGAUUUUCUAAAGAAAUGUUUUAUUAUCGAUAAACUUAAAUUUUGUUAUCGGGCACAUUUUCUUUAAGUUAUCAAUAACAUUUACUUCAAAAUUUGUGUAAUCGAUAA